AUGUGUGAUUUCAGAAACAGUGAAAUCAAUUCUGCCGAUAAACAAACACUCAAUGGAAAGGUGUUGAAGCCCGAGAAUCUGUGUUUUGGAGUGGGAUCAGACGAGUCCAUCGAUGCCAUCAUGAGAGUACUGUGUGUUCCAGGCAAAGAUAAACUGCUGACAUGUCCACCUACCUACGGAAUGUACGCAGUUUCCGCCCAGAUCAAUGAUGUAGAGGUUGUCUCUAUCAACAUGAAUUUUAUCAAGGGCAAGUUCUCUAUCAAACCCGACGAGAUCAACGCCAGGCUCGCCGAAGACCCCUCCAUCAAACUGGCGUAUAUCUGCUCGCCAGGUAACCCUACAGGCUCACUUAUCGAGAAAGCUGACAUAAUUAAAGUGUUGGAACAUCCUACGUGGAACGGCAUUGUUGUUGUCGAUGAGGCAUACAUCGACUUCGCGCCUGAAGGCACGUCAAUGGCACCUCUUGUAAAUAAGUAUCCCAAUCUCCUGGUGAUGCAAACUCUUAGUAAAUCGUUCGGUCUUGCCGGUGUGCGAUGUGGUGUAUCAUUUGCAUCUCCUGAUCUAUCUCGUCUGCUAAAUAGCAUGAAAGCUCCCUACAACAUUUCUACUCCUACCGCUAGACUGGCUUCAAGAGUACUGUCCCCAGAAGGAAUCAAGGUCAUGAAAGGUCUUGUCAAGAAAAUCAUCGUCCAAAGAGACAGAUUGGUACGUGAACUGCCUAAACUUCAAGGUAUUGGCGAGUUUGUAGGCGGAGAGGAUGCCAACUUCUUGCUUGUCGAGAUCAUUGAUAAAGACGGCAAGCCUUCUAACGACAUUGCCCGUCAAGUGUACACUAAACUGGCCGAGUUCCGCAACGUCAUUGUAAGAUACAGAGGCAAAGAGCCUGGAUGUACUGGCUGUCUCCGUAUUUCUAUCGGCAACGAGGAAGAAACUACAAUUCUUCUCAAGGAGCUACAAUCGGUGCUCGCUGAAAUUUACAGCGAAUAG
Sugiyamaella lignohabitans is the source of this 987-nucleotide messenger RNA. It is a transcript of the gene HIS5, whose product is annotated as histidinol-phosphate transaminase. Gene Ontology annotation, biological process: biosynthetic process. The transcript has a single exon. Bases 1 to 987 code for a protein of 328 amino acids. The record is from RefSeq and is a predicted model, not a curated record. Gene Ontology annotation, molecular function: transferase activity; pyridoxal phosphate binding. Lineage: Eukaryota; Fungi; Ascomycota; Dipodascomycetes; Dipodascales; Trichomonascaceae.